CUAAAACAAACAGCCAUGAAGACCAUUGCAUUCCUUGCUUUAUUGGUCGUUGUGUGCAAAGUAGAGGCAUCGCAUUUCGUGGUAGGAAAUAUUGCUGACAGAGUGCAGUUGUACCACCAUGAGAGGGUACAAUAUAACGCCAUACCCUUUAUAAAGAGGGUGAAGGAGUUGUUUAAAACUGUCCCGGAACAUAAGAAGAUUCAGGGUAUCCAAGCCCUGGACAUGCUGCAGAGCAAAGCCUCCAUCAACGUCACCGCCGGAGGCGUGGGCCACAGCUUCGUAAAUCUCCGGUUUAAGAGCGAGAGAGGGUUCGGCCUCGAUUACGAUAUUGGGAUAUAUGUUAAUCCUGACUAUUUAUAAUGCAUAGUGAUAGC
This is a messenger RNA of Cydia amplana, 374 nucleotides long. RefSeq lists its product as uncharacterized. The record is from RefSeq and is a predicted model, not a curated record. NCBI's taxonomy places the organism in Eukaryota, Metazoa, Arthropoda, Insecta, Lepidoptera, Tortricidae. Bases 16 to 360 code for a protein of 114 amino acids. The transcript has 2 exons.